AUGGAUUAUCCAGAGCGUGUUGAAUACGUUGCUAAGCAACUUGGCAUCACAGCCGAAGAAGUUCGUGAGAAGCUUGCUCAUGCCCCAGAAGACCCAACAUUCUGCCCAGACCCAGCCAAUCUUCCAAAGCACAUCGAUUUCACAGUUCUUACAGCAUUCUCAACAACACAGGACAUCAUCAACCUCUGUGAGAAGGCCAAGAAGUUCCAAACAAUCGCUGUUUGCGUUAAUCCAAACCGUGUUCACAUCUGCAAAGAGCAGCUUGCUGGCACAAAUAUUCGCAUUGCUUCCGUUGUUGGCUUCCCACUCGGUGCUACAACAUCAGCUGCCAAGGCUUUCGAAGCUAAGGAAGCUGCUGCUGCCGGCGCAAUCGAAAUCGACAUGGUUAUUGAUAUCGGUGCUCUCAUUGAAGGCGACUACAAGAAAGUCUGUCAGGAUAUUGCAGAAAUCGUCGCUGCAGUUCCACAGUGCUACGUCAAGUGCAUCAUCGAAACAUGCUACCUCAACGAGGAACAGAUCAUCGAUGCUUCCAUCCUUACAGUCCUUGGCGGCGCUCACAACGUCAAGACAUCUACAGGAUUCGGCACAGCUGGCGCUAAACCAGAACACGUCGCAAUCAUGAGAAAAGUUGUCGGUCCAAAGUUCGGCGUUAAGGCUGCUGGUGGAAUCCGCACAAAGGAGGCUGCUCAUGCUGUCAUUGCUGCUGGUGCAUCUCGUAUCGGCGCUUCAAGCCCAGCUCUCUUCGAGUAA
Trichomonas vaginalis G3 is the source of this 750-nucleotide messenger RNA. RefSeq names its product deoxyribose-phosphate aldolase protein. Lineage: Eukaryota; Parabasalia; Trichomonadida; Trichomonadidae. Bases 1 to 750 code for a protein of 249 amino acids. The transcript has a single exon. The record is from RefSeq and is a predicted model, not a curated record. Gene Ontology annotation, molecular function: deoxyribose-phosphate aldolase activity. Gene Ontology annotation, cellular component: cytoplasm. Gene Ontology annotation, biological process: deoxyribonucleotide catabolic process; carbohydrate catabolic process.